Messenger RNA from Frankliniella occidentalis (western flower thrips), 1407 nucleotides. RefSeq names its product putative glutathione-specific gamma-glutamylcyclotransferase 2. The record is from RefSeq and is a predicted model, not a curated record. Bases 309 to 926 code for a protein of 205 amino acids. Gene Ontology annotation, molecular function: gamma-glutamylcyclotransferase activity; glutathione specific gamma-glutamylcyclotransferase activity. The transcript is spliced from 4 exons. Gene Ontology annotation, cellular component: cytoplasm. Lineage: Eukaryota; Metazoa; Arthropoda; Insecta; Thysanoptera; Thripidae. Gene Ontology annotation, biological process: glutathione catabolic process.
ACGGCACACACCGCCUUCUAGCAUGGUAUCUGUCAAUGCACUUUCCUUCUGCUAAUAUUCUGUAAACAUUGCCACAAUUGCAGAAUAGUUCUUUUACUAUUUGAGUCAAAAUUGAAAUCUGCAAAUUGUUUCUGUAACAAAUUUUUAGAGUAUCUUGCACCCUCAGCUUGUUUUCUAACCCUCUGAAAUAAUUCAGCUGCUGUCACAAAUUGGUCUGAUACUAAUUCUCAGCAGUAUUAUUUUUUCCUACUGCAUCUAUUAACACCAUCUCACCUCCCUUGCCUUGUGCUUAUGCUUCCAUCGCUGACAUGUGGGUGUUUGGCUAUGGUUCUCUUGUGUGGAAAGUUGGUUUUCCAUACAAACGGAAACUCAAUGGGUACAUCACAGGUUAUGUGAGGCGUUUCUAUCAAUCAAGCGAGGACCACAGAGGUGUCCCUGGCAAGCCUGGUUUAGUUGUCACACUUCUGCCUUCAUCAAAUUCAAAAGAUCGUGUUUGGGGCGUUGCAUAUGAGAUAGCCCAGGAAGAUGAAGAAAUCGUGACAGUUCAGUUGGAUCACAGAGAGAAAGAUGGAUAUAACAAGCAAUCAGUAAAAUUUUAUCCAGCAAAUAACAGUUUUACUGGUGUUCAAAACAAUGAUUCCCAAGCUACAGAUCUAUUUGACGCUUUUGAUCUUGUGAUUUAUGUUGGGCUUGAUACUAAUCCAUGGUAUGUCGGACCACUUAGUAUAGAAGACAUGGCACGCCGCAUAGUGAAUGCUCGUGGUAAUAGUGGUGCAAAUCGGGAGUAUCUCUAUAACUUAGCUAAUUCAAUGAGAGACAUCGCUCCUGAGGAAGAGGAUGAACAUCUUUUCAGUUUAGAGGCAGCAGUCAAAGAAUUAGAAUUUUCUCAUCAGAGUGCUGACACCCUCACAAGGAACUCUGCAUGAUCUUGAUCUCAAUCUCAGAGCUACUUGACAGUUCUCUUUUGUAAGUUGGCCUCGCUUGUGCCAUCUUUUGACAAAGACAAAGACAUAAGAAACCAUUUUCUUGCUUUUGCUCCUUAGACUGUCAUUUGUCCUAUCAAAAUAUGUUAACUGAGACUGUUCAUUACCUCAUCAAUUGGAUUAAUUUGGACUGUAAUUUUUUUAAAGUUUUUGUUGACUGUCUUUCCAACUUUUUUCACAGAACAUUCCUGAUUUCCUUUUGUACUUUCACUCUUUAUCCAUUUGUGUGAGAACUUCAACAUCAGUGUUAAAUCAUAAUUAUAAAAAUUAGAAUAAUGAAAAAUAUUUUGUUAAAAAUAAGAAUUCAGUGACCAGUCAAGGGAUUUUUUUAAUUCGCAGAUAGCGAUGAGAAGGUAAUUGUGAUUCAGUGGAAUAAUUUUCUGUGAUAUCGUCUGAUAAUUAAAUUAAAAUUCUCCUAACUGUU